UGAAGCGGUGCUUCAGGCGCUGGAGGUGAUGCUUAAGAUGAACGAGGGGCUGCUUUGGGGCGGGAGGACGCAGUGUAUCAGGGUGAGAAACCCGAUGUUUAGCCGGAAAGUGGGAUGGAAUGAUACUGUGGCGAGUAUCAUGACCUCCAUGGGAUGGACGAUUUCCUCCGAAGUAGCGUGGCUCGCCGCGCUCGGAUCCUCCCCAUCGUCCACGGUCCCCCAUCCACCCAUCGUUGACCCCGACGCGCAAGUGCUCGUCCCCCCCUCCGGGGUCUCUCAGCCCGACAGUCCGCAGAGAAAGAAACUGCUCAUGGCGUGGAUCGAGCUGGGCGCGUUUGCGCUCGUGUGGAGGCGUCGAUAUCCGGGUAUCGAGACCGCGUUUAGGUUUUCUCUCGAAGUGCAUGAUACGAGGGAAACCUUGGAGGACAUGUUGGGUGUCAACGAACUGUACAUGGACGACCUACCCCGCCCUGUCCCUCAGAACAAGCGUGGGCCGUUCGAGGCCCUCGGACUUGGACCUCGUUGGUCCCCAAAGAUCCUAAAGACUGCGUAUAGCAUGCAGUGCCGUUGUCUACUUUCCAAGCGCACCCAGUUCUUUGACUGCUUGUCGCACAUAUAUGAGUUGACGCAGAACGAUCAGGUGGGCAUGCUCCUAGCGGAAGAACGCAGCCGAGGGCGACACACGAGUCUCGAGCUGUCCGAAGCGUAUGCUGAGCUCGGUUUCGGCGAAGACGGCGAGCUGGGCAUGAUUGGCGAAGAUUCGGACGACAAUUCUGUUUGGGAAGCAUUCCUCUACCGGGUGGGACAGUGGUCCAAGCUUGGGCAGAAAGACUUCAUCGGCCCAUAUGCGCCUCCUCCUGGCUUGCCCCCAGGGAGAGAGACCCACGGGCCUUAUGCUCCCCCGCCGAGGUUUCCCCCGGGGAGAGAAGACGUGGACAUGGAUUCUUCUGCCAGUGCUGGGGUUGGUGUUGCCCCUUCAGAUGAGCACCAGCGCGGGCGUUCCCUCACCCGCGCUGGGGCGGGAACACCUCACCCGUCUCACUCAGACUGGACCACUCGAGCACUCGCCCUUCCACGAGAAGACGUGAAACGGAAUCUCAAGGCCGCUUUAGAAGUGAUUGCCGAGUCACGCGGGAGCUUGGAGCUCCAGAGACGACUGAGAGGAGAAGCGGAAAACAAGUUUGGGAUGGAUGUUGAGACGGCUUAUGCUACGCUGGGGGUUAUGAAGGAGACGGAUGACGAGAUGGUGUUGGCCGUGUUUCAGACUAGGUGUUCGGAUUCACCAGCGAUGACGGACCGUAUGCUGGAUGCGUUGCGCUCAAUUGCCCAGGCCUGGCAGAGCUCGCGUCUCCUCCGCUUCCUGGAAACAGGUAACCCCGAGUCUGAGACUCCUGGUCAUUCCACUACUUCUGUGCCCCUGGAAUGGCCCCGCGGCUUGGACCAGCUGGGCAACACCUGCUACCUCAACUCUCUGUUGCAGUACUUUUAUACGAUCCGGGAGCUAAGAGAGAACGUGGUGGAUAACUCAAAGUUGGUGGACGAGAAUGAGUUGAUUGAGAGUAGGGCACUGGAGACAAUGAGAGUCGGUGGUCGGUUGGUUACGAAGCGUGAGAUUGCCAGGAGUGCCGAGUUCGUCAGACUGCUGGGAGUGUUGUUCACCCAGCUUAGCGUGGCAGAGACGCCCUCGGUAACCCCCGAACUCCAACUCGCCAAGCUAGCUCUGGUCACUUCCCAAGACGAAGAAGAGGACAAGCUGUUAAAUCAUGCCAUUGUUGCUAGUCCUGUUGACACGCGCCAGAAUACGGCCCCAAGCUCAGAUGCCACUCUUGUCGACGCCCCCAUGGACGUUGAGCCCAUGGGACCACAUUUACCUCUCGCAGACAAGUCCAGCACGACUAUCCUACCCGAGGAUGAGGCUGCAGCUCCGAACGGGGUGCCCACGGCGCAUUCGACGCCCUCCGCUACCUCUGGUCCUGAUUCAGCAGCUUCUUCUGAGCGCAAGAUGUCGCCACCUGAGUGCGCACCUUCUGUGCUGGGCAAGCGGGAGCGGGACAGCAGCGUCCGUCCAACUCGAUCUAUGAUAUAUUUCGGGGCCCUAGCUGACGAUCCGCAAACCGUCAAAUCACCCAAGCGCGCCAACACCGUGCCGCCCUCCGACAUGGCGCUGGAUGGAGAGUCUCGCUCUUUCAGACGUGCGAUGACAGAUCCAAUGGACGUGGAUCCAGCUGAACCCAAGCCGCGAUCGGUCUCUGUUGACGUGGAGAUGAAAGUGGACGGACCGCCGGAAGUAAGUCAGCAGAUCAAUGGGACAAACGAACCAAAGCGGCCGCCGCCGCCAUUACCUCCCCGUAGCUCGACCAAGCGCGUCGAAGUGCAGUCAGACUCGUUCAUGAUGUUCGGACGACAACAUGACGUUUCGGAAUGCAUGGACAAUUGCAUGUUUCAGAUCGAAGCCGCCCUCAAACCGGAUCAAGAGGUUGCAGAAGGAAGCUUGGUCAAACGGUUAUUCUACGGCAAGCUCAGGCAGCGUGUGACAAGUGAUAGCUCGAGCACGGUGCACAUGCGAGACGAUCCGUUCGCUCAUAUACACGUCAAUGUAGGCGACGAAGGCUUCGAUCUAUAUGACGGAUUGGGCGGCUAUUUCGAGGAUGAGGUGGAGUAUGAAAGCCGCAAGUCCAAGAUGGAUGUCACGCUUGUAGAACUGCCUCAGCUUCUGCAGGUCCAAUUGCAGCGUGUUCAAUUCAACCGGGAGACAUUUCAGGCAUACAAAUCCAACGCAUACGUCAAGUUCGGAGAAUCAUUGUACCUCGAUCGUUUCCUGGAAUCAGCAGACCCUCAGAAGCGCGAGCAUUCCAAGACUAUCAGGAAGCAACUAGACGAAUGUCGUAACGAGAUUCGCGCAUUGACUCAAGACAGCUCAGGAUCAUUCCUUCAAGCCAUGGAUUUCACGCGCAAGUUCCUUGACGAGCAGAAACAAGUGGACAUACCAGCGUGGAACACUGAGGCCUCGCAGACACUGGAGAGUGAACGUCAUGCGCUCAACCGACGCAUUGAGGAGCUUCGCGCACGAGCUGCCUCACUGAAAGAGGAGCUGGAAGCUGUGUGGGCUGACGAGAAGGCGGCAGAAUACGAGUUGUGUUCUGUCUUCAUACACCGAGGCAAGCGAAACCAUGCGUUCGGUCACUAUUGGCUGUACUCACGUGUAUUGCCUGACCAUCCAGAUAAUUGGUAUAAGUACAAUGACUCGACCAUCACGGCUGUGAAGAAAUCAGAUGUCCUCGGUGAUCUAACGGGUUCUACGGCCAACCCCUACUUGCUGGUGUAUGUCAGGAAAGGUAGCGACGCCAUUCACACUGUGCAUCGACUUGUGUAGCUAGCGUUAUAUUGGGCUGCUUGGCGAGGGCGCCUUUAUGUAUGGCUGUGUUACCACUCGCAUGUACGCCGGUACGAGGCAAUAUUGCCAAGUCACGGACGCUGACGUCAUUUUGGGAAUGCUUCUUAAAUGAGAUGC
Messenger RNA from Dacryopinax primogenitus, 3511 nucleotides. Its product is annotated as cysteine proteinase. Gene Ontology annotation, biological process: proteasome-mediated ubiquitin-dependent protein catabolic process; protein deubiquitination; regulation of proteasomal protein catabolic process. Bases 29 to 3373 code for a protein of 1114 amino acids. Lineage: Eukaryota; Fungi; Basidiomycota; Dacrymycetes; Dacrymycetales; Dacrymycetaceae. Gene Ontology annotation, molecular function: cysteine-type deubiquitinase activity; proteasome binding. The transcript has 10 exons. The record is from RefSeq and is a predicted model, not a curated record.